AUGUUGGCCAGAACACUUCGACCGAUUUCUAAGGUGUUCAGAAGCAGUGCCAAGUAUUCUCAAGCUGCUGGUCUGCCAUUAAACGAAGGAAGCGCAGCUCCACUACCAUCAGAAGACAGAGCCAUCUCAUCGAAAGUUAGCUCUCUGGUAGAAGAAAUCGCUAAUCUCAGCUUGCUCGAUGUCUCCGAUCUCAACUGGGCUUUGAAAAAGCGGCUCAACAUCCCAGAUCAACCACUGAUGGCAGCUUCCGCGUUCGCACCAGCUGCUGCUGCUGCUCCAGCAGCGCAAGCUGAAGCCGAAGCAACUUCCGAUGUUCCCCAAAAAAUGACAUUCACCGUGAAACUCACAAAGUUCGACGACACCAAAAAGAUCGCAAUUAUCAAAGAGAUCCGUAAUGCGAUUCCUGGACUCAAUCUUGUUCAAGCCAAGAAAUUUGUUGAAACCGCACCAGUCAAUGUAAAGGAAGAUCUCGGAAAGGCCGAGGCAGAAGAAUUGAAGGGUAUCUUGGAGAAGGCUGGUGCUGUUAUCGAAAUUGUUUAA
Messenger RNA from Caenorhabditis remanei, 540 nucleotides. RefSeq lists its product as uncharacterized. Lineage: Eukaryota; Metazoa; Nematoda; Chromadorea; Rhabditida; Rhabditidae. Bases 1 to 540 code for a protein of 179 amino acids. The transcript has 3 exons. Gene Ontology annotation, molecular function: structural constituent of ribosome. The record is from RefSeq and is a predicted model, not a curated record. Gene Ontology annotation, cellular component: ribosome; mitochondrial large ribosomal subunit. Gene Ontology annotation, biological process: mitochondrial transcription; translation.